This is a messenger RNA of Stylonychia lemnae, 1914 nucleotides long. NCBI's taxonomy places the organism in Eukaryota, Ciliophora, Spirotrichea, Sporadotrichida, Oxytrichidae. The record is from the annotation of a GenBank genome assembly.
AUGAAAACAGGAGAGCACACGACCAAGAGUUAAGAUAUAAACAGUGGGAAAUCGCACCAUAAGCGAGGUGCUAGUGGUUUAAACAAAGUUGCAGCAAUUGAAAAAGCUGAUAUUCCUUAAGAACCUGCCACAGCCACCUAUAAAAAGAAAGGUAGUUUCGCUUCAGAGGAGGAGAAACUCACUGCGAAAUUAAGGAAAAAUAAGGAUAAGGAUGCGCAUUCCACCAGGGGCGGAGAGACCAAGGAAAAAACCAAGGGAAGUUCAACUCUCAAUAACCCUAUUGAAAAAACUACUGCGUUUGGCAAGUAAAAAUUCGUCAAAAAGAUUAUUGUCGAUAUGGAGAAUGGAGAAGUGAAGAGUUUGGAGGAGGCCUUGGAAUUAGCUGAGGAGGGAACUAUAAUAAAACUAUGCGAAGGAGUUUACACUUGUAACGUGAAAAUUACAAAACCAGGUAUUAAAAUAGAACCUAGAGACAAAGAUAAGCCUGUAUAUCUGCUCGGAAACGAUGGGCCUGUCAUCAAGAUUGAUCUAAAAGAAAAGGAAUAGUUCGUAGUUAUUAAGAAAAUUCUAUUAGCACAUAGUGGAAUUAACAUCGUUGCUAAGUUUAAGGAAGUCCAAUUAGCUGGAAUUGUAAAUGAUGAAAGUAUGGCUAGAAAAGCUAAUGUUAAAUAUUUAUCUGAAUACGACAUAUAAAAGGAUAUGAACACUGUAAUUAUGGUUUCAAGAGGUGGAUUGAUUCUUCGUAAUUGCCUUAUCUCUCUAAGAUCGUUGCCUAAGAAUUUGAACUCUAAGAUUCCUUGUCUAGUGGCUUUGCCAAAUUCUAGAGUAAAUAUAGUAAAUUGCGAAUUCAUGGGUAAUGACAACAAUAUGACUACUGGAUGUAUAAUGGUCAAGGCAGAUACAGUUAUGAGUUCAUGCAGAUUUACUAACUUUAAAUCAGGCGCUAUAUAUUCUGUAGCUGAAAGUGGGUCUCAGGUUGUUAUAUAAGAUUGUGAAAUAACUAAAGGUGGCAAUGUUGGUAUAUAUUGUUAAGGAAAUGAUGCUAAAUAAUACAUCCUUCGUACGAAAAUAGACUACAUUGAUGGAAUUGGCAUCAGAGUACAUAGAGGAAACAGAGCUAAAAUAAAGGGUUGCGAAAUUAUGAAAUGCUAAGUAGGUAUUGAGGUGUUAUCAGCAGACCCACUAAUUUUAAUGAAUACUAUAAGGUAAAAUUUUGAGAACGGAAUAAUAACCAUAGCAAAAAAUUUCGUAAGAUGUGAUGGCGUAAUCAAGUAUAAUGUGAUAGAAAAAAAUAAAGAUAAUGGCAUAGUGUGUGCUGGCAGAGAGAAUUACACUCGUAUUGAGAAGAAUCAGUCAAUUUCAUCUAAUCGUAGAUCUGGCAUUAAAGCGCUUGAAGGAGCCUCGAUAACUAUAAUAAAGAAUAAAAUAAACAGCAAUUUCGCUUAGGGCAUUCUGUUGGUUGAAGGAACGAGUGCGCAUAUAGAAUCGAAUGAAAUUUUCACGAACUUCAAAGCAAAUAUAGCCUUUGGAGGAGAUAACUCCAGUGACACAGUCAUCUAUAACAAUAAGAUAUACUCAUCGAGAAGUGAAGGCAUAUUCGUGAUUGAAAGUGGCUACAGUUGGAUUAAAAAUAACCAGAUUUAUGAUAAUAAUGACGGCAUAAUCAUGUUUGAUAGUUCUCCUCACAUAACUGAGAAUAAUAUAAAUGAAAACUAGAGGGCAGGAUGCAUUGUGAGUGGAAGCAGUUUCCCCAGAAUAGAGAAAAAUAGCAUAUUUGGAAACUCAACCAGUGGUGUUAUCAUAAGAGAUAAUAGUACUGCUUUAAUUCUAAACAAUAAAGUAAGAAAUCAUCUACUUUUAAUAGUUAUAUAUAGAUCUUCAGUAACUACUACUAAGUGUCUACCAGAUAGAUGA